UUCCCCUCCUCUCUUCCCCUCCCCUGCAGUGCCGGCGGCGGAGCUGGAGCCGCAGCAGCCGCAACCUCAGCCAUGGACUCGGCCCUCAGUGAGCCCCACAAUGGCAGCGGCCCCGCCGAGCCCUCCGUAGCCCCUAGUACGACCAACGGCACGGCGCGGCCGCCCUCCACCCCUGAGGGCAUCGCCCUGGCCUACGGCAGCCUCCUGCUCAUGGCGCUACUACCCAUCUUCUUCGGGGCCUUGCGCUCGGUGCGCUGCGCCCGCAGCAAGAAUGCUUCAGAUAUGCCAGAGACCAUUACCAGUCGAGACGCUGCCCGGUUUCCCAUCAUUGCUAGCUGCACACUCUUGGGCCUCUACCUCUUCUUUAAAAUCUUCUCUCAAGAGUACAUCAACCUCUUGCUCUCCAUGUAUUUCUUCGUGCUGGGGAUCUUGGCUCUCUCUCACACCAUCAGCCCCAUCAUGAACAAGUUCUUCCCAGCAAAUUUCCCUAACAAGCAGUAUCAACUACUCUUCACACAAGGCUCUGGGGAGAAUAAGGAAGAAAUUGUCAAUUAUGAGUUUGACAGCAAGGAUCUUGUGUGCCUGACCCUGAGCAGUGUCAUCGGAGUCUGGUAUCUGCUAAGGAAACACUGGAUCGCCAACAACCUCUUUGGCCUGGCCUUUUCCCUCAAUGGAGUGGAGCUCCUGCACCUCAAUAAUGUCAGCACAGGCUGCAUCCUGCUCGGAGGCCUCUUUGUCUACGACAUCUUCUGGGUUUUUGGCACCAAUGUGAUGGUCACUGUAGCCAAAUCCUUUGAGGCACCCAUAAAAUUGGUUUUCCCCCAAGACCUGCUGGAGAAGGGGCUAGAGGCUGACAACUUUGCCAUGCUAGGGCUGGGAGACAUCGUCAUUCCAGGUAUCUUCAUUGCCUUGCUUCUGCGUUUUGACAUCAGCCUGAAGAAGAACACACACACCUACUUCUAUACCAGUUUUGUGGCAUACAUCUUUGGCCUGGGCCUCACCAUCUUCAUUAUGCAUGUCUUCAAACAUGCUCAGCCAGCAUUGCUCUAUCUGGUCCCUGCCUGCAUUGGUUUCCCCCUGCUGGUGGCCCUGGCAAAGGGAGAAGUCACCGAGAUGUUCAGCUAUGAAUCUUCUGCUGAAAUCUUGCCACAUACUCCUCGGCUUACCCACUUCCCCACUGUCUCGGGCUCACCCGCCAGCCUUGCGGAUUCCAUGCAGCAGAAAGUGGCCUGUCCCCGCCGCCGCCGGCCACACAGCCCCAGCACCCUUUAUGAGGAGACAAACCAGGAGAAGGAGUCUGCCAGUGAGUGCAAAGAGGGAAUGCCGCUGUCAUCAUCAUCAUCCUCCUCUGAGAUGGAAAAGAAGGAGCAGUAAGGGUGGGUUUGGAGUCAGGCAGGGCUGGGCCCUCCUGCCACCAGUUCAGGGGCUGGGGGGAAGAGAUGAAGGCCCUGCAGAACUGGGUAUGGAUGUUCUGGGCCUUAGGCUGCCCUCAGGCCAGGCCCUUCUCCUCCCUCCUAAGUCUGGCCUUGGAAUUUUCUCUUUGUUUCUGAUCGUGUAUCUCCUUUUAUCCUCCCUCCCCAAUACUGGGCAGAGAAACCCCAACUACCCUUUAUGGGGAGGGGGACAGGGGUGGUGAGGGGGGUCUGGUUUUUAAAUUUUUUUGUAUUACUAUGAACCCCUCACUCUCACAUUAAAAGUCUAUGUCAAGUGAAAACUGAG
Molecule: messenger RNA, 1719 nt
Organism: Gracilinanus agilis (Agile Gracile Mouse Opossum)
Lineage: Eukaryota; Metazoa; Chordata; Mammalia; Didelphimorphia; Didelphidae
Gene: HM13
Product: histocompatibility minor 13
Exons: 13
Coding region: 73-1374 (433 amino acids)
Biological process (GO): membrane protein proteolysis
Cellular component (GO): cytoplasmic side of endoplasmic reticulum membrane; membrane; lumenal side of endoplasmic reticulum membrane
Molecular function (GO): aspartic endopeptidase activity, intramembrane cleaving
Source: RefSeq, a predicted model, not a curated record